Cyprinodon tularosa is the source of this 3350-nucleotide messenger RNA. Its product is annotated as epidermal growth factor receptor substrate 15-like 1. Gene Ontology annotation, biological process: endocytosis; endosomal transport. Gene Ontology annotation, molecular function: calcium ion binding; cadherin binding. Bases 25 to 2652 code for a protein of 875 amino acids. Gene Ontology annotation, cellular component: cytoplasm; plasma membrane; clathrin coat of coated pit. NCBI's taxonomy places the organism in Eukaryota, Metazoa, Chordata, Actinopteri, Cyprinodontiformes, Cyprinodontidae. The transcript has 25 exons. The record is from RefSeq and is a predicted model, not a curated record.
UUCUCCGGUGUUCUCUUGUCCCUUAUGGGCGUGUGCGCGCGCGCGGCGCGUUCACAAUACACACCAGGAAAUAUGGCGGCGCUCAUGACUCUCAGUCAGUUAUCAAAUGGAAAUGCCGCUUAUGAACAUUAUUACAGACAGCUUGAUCCAGCAAACACAGGCAAAAUAUCAGCAGGCGAUGCAGCUCAGUUUCUUAAAAAGUCUGGAUUAUCAGACAGUACACUUGGAAAAAUUUGGGAUUUGGCAGAUUCUGAUAGAAAAGGAUAUUUGGAUAAGAGGGGUUUCUUCAUCGCGCUGAGACUUGUGGCGUCAGCACAGGGUGGAAAUGAUAUAAGCCUUAACAGCCUCAACCAAAGUGUAACUGCACCAAAAUUUAGAGACACUGACAGUCCGUUGCUAACUGGAUCAUUAGCAGCGUCUGAUUGGGCGAUUAGGCCUGAUGAAAAGGGGAAGUUUGAGGCGAUAUUUGAAAGUCUAUCCCCUAUAAAAGGUCUCCUAUCUGGUGACAAGGUCCGACCUGUUUUAAUAAACUCCAAGCUACCUCUGGAUGUUCUGGGAAAGAUUUGGGAGCUUAGUGAUGUUGACAAGGAUGGACAUUUGGACAAAGAAGAAUUCACUGUGGCUAUGCAUCUUGUAUAUCGUACUAUGGAGAAGGAGCCUGUUCCAAGCAGCCUGCCGUCCUCUCUUAUCCCACCUUCCAAAAGGAAAAAAUCAGCACCAGCCCUUCCGGGCGCCGUGGCCGUGCUGCCUGGCCUUGGAUCCAGCCCCAUUGCUCUCAAAGAGACUCUGCGGAGCUCUCCUUCUCUUAGAAGCUCCACUCCUCCUAUCGGGAGCACUGUUCCUGCUAUGGGUGGCUUUACUCCCCUCAGUCCCAGUGCUGUCAAACUGUCUCCACAACACUCCUUUAAAUCCAGCUCAGCAUCCACUCCAACGGCUGCAGUGAACUGGGUGGUACCUGUAGCCGACAGAGAAAAAUAUAGGGAGCUUUUCAACAAAACCGACAGCGAUGGGGACGGCUUCAUCAGCGGGACGGAUAUUAUUGAGAUCUUCAUGCAGUCCAACCUUUCUCAGACGAUGCUGGCGCAGAUCUGGGGACUCGCCGACACAAAACAGACAGGCAAGCUGACACCAGAGCAGUUUGCUCUGGCCAUGCAUUUCAUCCAACAGAAGGUGACUAAAGGCAUAGACCCCCCCUCAACUCUGACAUCAGAUAUGAUCCCCCCAUCAGAGAGGACUGCAGGAUCAGCUAUGGGUCUCGGCUAUAUGGGGAUUCUUCCUUCUGUGAGACCAGACCUUGUUUCUGCAGCUAGUAUGCUCAGAGAUAGCACCAGCUCCAUUGGGUCAGUUGAGCUUACAGGCAACAAAGAGCUGGAUGACCUCAGCCAGGAAGUAGCUCAGCUGCAGAGGGAGAAAUUCUUCCUGGAGCAAGAGAUUCUUCAAAACGAGGAAGUCAUUAGACAAAAAAACAGUGAUGUUCAGGACAUGCAGAUGGACCUGGACAGAGAGAGCAGCAGCCUUCGUAGCCUGGAGGCCCAAAAGCAGGAUUCCCAGGGACGUCUGGACGAGAUGGACCAGCAGCGCUCCAAACUGGAGGGAAUGCUCAAUGAACUGAAGCAGAAAUGUCAGGAGGAGAGUCAACAGAUCUCUUCUUUGCAAAGCCAAAUCCGUUCUCAGGAGACUAGCGUCCGCAGCCAGGAGGAUGAGCUGAAUCGCACCAAGGCAGACCUGAGUCGUCUGCAGGAGGAGGAGGCCCAGCUGGAGCAGAGGUUGGCCUCCGGUCGCAUUCAGCUGGACAGUGUGGUGAAGUCACUGAAAACCACACAGGACGAGAUCAAUCAGGCUCGCAGUAAGCUUUCACUGAUCCAGGACACCCAAAACGAACUGACCAAAACUAUUGAGCAGUACAACAGCGCUUUGAGCGAAAUCAACAGGGGAAACUUAAGCAACCUGCCGGAUCUAAGCCCGGGUUUCACUGAGAGGGAGAAUGGAGGCUUCAGAAGCACGGAUGACUCUUUUAAGUCAAGGAUAGCCAUGUUUAACAACAGUGCUAAAAAGGAGCCCCCAGCAGACCCCUUCCAGGUAGAAGACCCGUUCAAGUCGGACCUUCUAAAAGAUCCAUUUGGUGAAGAUCCCUUCAAAGAAAAUGAUCCCUUCAAGGGAUCCUCAUCUGAGGAUUUUUUUAAAAGACCCAAGACAGACGUGUUUGGCUCUGGGGAACCUUUCAGUAGGAAACCCACACCGCCAGCCAAGCCUGGUGCCUUUGGGAGCGGUGACCCCUUCAAAUCCAACAGCUCUAAAACAAAAGAUUCAGAUUUGUUUGCAAAAGCGGACCCUUUUAGAAGCAGUUCCUUCGGAGGAAAGGGUGCUGGAUUUGCUGACUUCAGUCACAUGUCUAAGAAGCCUGACCCUCCAGCAAAGAAAAAUGUGCCAAACCGGCCUGCACCUCCCUAUGUAAAUCUGCUCGGUUCGAGUGCGUCAGAGCUACGGCAGGGUGUCGGUAGAGAUUCUUUUAUUCUGGCACAGCCAAGAAACGAAUCCAAAGACUGUCCUGUGGGUUUUGGUUCUGAUCUGAAGUUGAGAAGUUUGGAAGUGAGAACCAGCAGCUGGAGUGGGCCAAGCGGGAGAGCGAGCGUGAGGAGCAGGAGAGGCUGAUGAGGCUGCGGUUGCAGGAGCAGCAGGAUCUGGAGCUGGCCAUCGCUCUUAGCAAGGCAGACGCUUCCAACACCUGAGCAGGACGACGGCCAGCUCAGCUCUCCGUCCACCUAACUGUCCUCCGUUCUCCGUUUACAGGCUCAUGACCUCAGAUCCCUCUUUUUUUCCUUUUCUUUUUUUUUAACCAAGUGGUUUAAGAAACCUGUGUUUCUUCUGUUAUGACUGGACUCUCAUCAAGUGACUCUAAAUUUCAAACCAUUAAAGGUACAGCUUCCAAACACCAACUUUAAACAGGGAGAAUUCAGAGCUUAGCUCCACACAACAAAAACAUCACAGGCUACCCAGCACUGCUGACUUCUCAGCCGGCCUGGUGGGUAAACCCUUUAAGAAGAGUCAAAAUUAGGUUCAGCACAUUAUCUAUAAUUACUUCAAACCCUGAGCUACAGUACCCAUCAUCUCUUUGUGCGUAAAGCGUCCCAGGUCAAUGAUGACAUAAAAUUGCCAUCUUAGUUACCAUAACAGUGCUGUUACAACCCUUACCAGACAGUAGCAUGGAUUUCCUUCUUAACACUAGCAGCCAUCAUUAUUACUUGGUUAAUGUAAAUAUCUAAUUAUGGGAGCUUCCCAAGUGCUCUGCUGUCUUAUUUAACCACCCAGACGUAAACUUUCUGUCAAUUUAGAGAUGCACCAAUCCCAAA